AUGAGGUCGAUUUCGAAGAUUUUGAACACCCGUUCGAACCGGUGGACUCCCUUGCCACAGUUUCCCUUGACGCAGACUCUCAACAAAACCUUUCCACAAGGCGCAAAGAAGACAGCCAAAUCUUCCGAAAUUGUGAGUGAGAAGCUAUGCGAUGACAUUCUCCAUCGAUUGUCGCCGCUCUUGCUCCGCAACCGCCCAGUAGACGUGCUUGACCUCUGGCCUGGGCCUGGGCUCUGGUCCUCGAAGAUUAACGACCUCUUGCAACCUCGACGGCACAUCCUGAUCGAGCCCAACGCGGUAUUCAAGCCAGUUCUGCAGCCGUUGGUUGACAGUCGCUCCUGCUAUAAACUACUUUCUUCGAAUCCUCUCGACGUUGAUUGGCACAGUCUUUACACCAAACACCUUCCUGAGCAAGGACCGUCAAACUCGGAUCGGACAGGUACCUUGACGAAGAAUGACACCUUACUCGUCCUCGCCCAUCCUCCUCCUCCAAGCUCGAAGAAGGACCACUUUACCCCAGCACGCUGGUUGGCAUCAUUCAUGAGUUCUUGUAUACGAAACACUGAAAUAAAUUUGUACGGGAGUGUGAGGUUAAUCGCCGUCCUUCCGCCGGCCGAUGCGCAGACCAUUCUCCCCCGAACCACCCAUGAAAUAAAACGACCAGCGCUCUUGACAGAAUGCAUUACCUUGCAUGCCUUCGAGGUCGCAGCAGCCCAGGACCCUGGAUCUUGGAUAACGUACAAGGGAUGGGACCUUGUCAGUCAGAGUGCUGCGCGGGUGGCUCAGAGGGCUGCAGAGCAGGGCAUAGUGACCCCGAAAGACCGAGAAUGGCCCCCUUACGAACUGGCACCAGAGUGCCCGGACCCGGGCUCAAUACCAUGUCCUUACGUGCCGCGUCUCAAAACCUCGUUUCAUACUCGCAUGAUGGAAACCAUCAAUGCGGAACAAGAACUGCUGGCCAAGAAACCACUUACCAAGAACGGCAAGCCGCCGAAGAAAAGCGUGAAACACGGGCGCUGCAUCACUCUCCUGAACCAGGAUAACCGACAUGCCUUUAUUCGCGAAGAGCUCAUCCAGCGUCACGCGAAACUUGAGGAACUGACGAGGUCGCUCUCGCGAGCGGCCGCCGAUCCCCAAGCCGAUUCCACGACCCUACGUCCGUUGGUAAAUGAGAUCGAGGCCGUCAAGUCAGCCAUUGCCCAACAGCACGCGGACGUUCACUGGGCAAUCAUCAAGCUGGCGCCCGUCGCUGUGGAUGACAGACGAGCGGCUCUCCCCACCGGCAAUUUCGACGACGCAAGUCUCCUUUGGGACCGUCGCCCCUUCGAACCGCUCGCCAUCCGACCCGAGGAACUCUACCCACGCGAGCACGAACGCACUAUGAUCUACUUCGAGCCCGACCUCAACCCCCCGGCGAUGCGUAAGCUCAACCAACUCGAACCGGCGCAGAGAGACGAGGCGCUGCGCCUCUUCGAAGCGCUCACCUUCACCCUCAGCGUUCGCCCGCUCCUCUCGGUCACCGAGAUGUUCCAGAUCGUGCUCCCGAACCGAUCUAUCAACAGCCUCGUCCAGGCUGUCCCCAGUCUGGCCACGUUCGCGGCGAAAACCCUCAAGCCCGACUUCGACUCCCUCCCCAAGACGAUCCACGGUGACACCAAAGAUGCAGGAGGCAAGCCCCUUGACCCGGCCGACUGUUACCAGGAAAACCUCGACUACGACCUUAGCGACGUACGGCUUCGCUCCUUAUCGACCAAAACCAUGCUGGAUAUUUGCUUCGAGUAUCAGAAAUCAGACCAGCAACAUUCCGCCAUGCACCUGAAUCGCCUCCUAGGCGGUACGCUGACUUCGUUCCGGACAGGCGAUUACCUUACUGAUCGAGUGUGA
Messenger RNA from Aspergillus melleus, 1884 nucleotides. RefSeq lists its product as uncharacterized. The coding region runs from base 1 to 1884 and encodes 627 amino acids. NCBI's taxonomy places the organism in Eukaryota, Fungi, Ascomycota, Eurotiomycetes, Eurotiales, Aspergillaceae. The transcript has 2 exons. The record is from RefSeq and is a predicted model, not a curated record.